AUGCUGUAUCUCAUCAGAACCAAAUUAGUUACAGGAAGUAAGACAUCAAAUUCAUGGGUAUUUAAAUCCAAUGUAUUGGUAAGGAAUGCAACUGCUAAACCUAUCAAGUGCUGGUCUUCCAAAUUUUGUGGUCUUUCUCAGGCAAGAAAUGCAAAUAUCUAUAAAGUAGUGAACAAUAGUAUUAGGUUAUCACUGAAACAGAAGGCUGCCAAGGGGAUCAUAUCCAAGUACAAGAUCAAUCGCCUUAAGUCAGAUUCCUCUCAGAAAGCCAAAAGUUAUGGAGAAAAGUCACUCCAUAGACAUGCGAACAGUGUAUACAAAGUGAAUAAUGCCAUUGGUCUGUAUCAGAAGCAGAAAGGAAUGAAGGGCCAUGUGUCAAAGUACAAGAUUAAUCGCUUAAAGCUGGACUCUUCCCACAGUUUUAAGGCUAAGACUGGGUAUCCAUUUAAGAAAGGGAAACUGGGAAUUCGCUCAGACCGGAUUAUUAAUAUUGGAGGAAUUUUAUACAAGUCAACUAAAACUUCAUUAAGGAAGCAGCUGGCUAAAAAAUUAGAGAAUGAAAAGAAAGCAGCAGAUUCCAUGUGUGUUGUUCAUCUUCGUGGUCACAAGUUCCAAGUUGGUGCCGGGGGGCGAACCCUGAAGAGAAUAACAGAUACCACAAGUUCUGGAAGAAUGCAGCCUGCCCUCUCUAGAGUUCACAUUGGUGGCCUCACUUAUUCUCGCACAGCAAAUGGCCAGUAUGAACUAACAAGGGUUCAUCAGGCUCGGGCUGUGGUCAGUUCGGCAAAGCAACGAAGUAUGCAGAUGCUGUCACAGAGAAGGAAAAGAGGAGCCAUGCAGAAGCGAAAUGAGUACUGCAUCUUCUUCAACCGAUUCGGUCGAUGCAGCAAGAAGGAUCAAGGGGAAUGUCCAUAUAUUCAUGACGCAAAGAGAAUUGCUGUGUGCACAAGGUUUUUACGAGGUCGGUGCCCAGUAAGCAACUGUCCAUUCUCACAUGUCAUCGACCCAGACAAGAUGCCAGUCUGUUCACAUUUUGUAAGAGCUAGUUGCACCCGAGAUAAUUGUCCAUACAGGCAUGUGCGCGUCAAUCCCAAUGCUCCUAUAUGCCCAGAGUUUCUACAGGGUCACUGCACACUUGGAGAAGAGUGCAAGAAUCAGCAUAUCUUGGUUUGUGAAGAGUACAGCCUGACAGGAACUUGCCCAAGAGGAGUCACCUGCCCACUUUCUCAUCACCGAGGUAAAGGGAAGAGAAGAAGGUCUGAAUCAGGAAAACCCAGAAGAAGUAGACAACCAUUUACAAGCAGGAAAAGGAAGGCAAGUGAAAGCCAAGAUGUUCUUGGAGGACCACCAAAGGCCAAGAGCAAAACAGAAAAGAAAAUAAAGGCAAAAACUGUCAAAGUUCCUCUUAAAAGGUACUUCCAGUUCAGCAGUCUGGAGAGCAAUAAUGAUGAUGAUGUCAGUGAAUGUCAGAAGAGUACCUCUGACCUCUGUGGUGAUGAUGACCAGUCAUGUGUCUCUCAUGUACCAGACCAUUCAUCUUCAUCAGCACCAUUACAGAAAGAACAAGAAGAAAUACAUACUGAAGAGAAACAGCCAGUAGAGUCAUCACCUUCAUCUUUCACCUGCAGAAUAGAGGAAACAAGACAGAGACUCAUGACUAAGAUGGAAAAGAUGAAGCAGACAAUCUCAAAACUUGAACUGAGUGAUGAGGGAGUGCUUGAAGACCGAAUGUCUGAGAGCAAAAUUCACACAAAGUCUCAGAAAGAUUCUUCACACACCGAAGGAGACAGUUCUCAGUCCUUUGCUGGAUGUGAGAAAAACAGACACAAUGAUAAAGACAGUGAAGAGAAUGAGAGCAGUGUCCAUGAUCAAAACAUUCAUGAAGUGGGUCGAGUGUUACAAAGACCACCUCUACCAAAGAGAUUGCCGUCAUACAUACCACUCAGCAUGGAUGAUGAAAACUGAUGCAACAGGAUAUGUGAUAGAUUGUGAUGGUUUGAUAUUAUUUUAUGUCCACAUCAUAGUUGUGAAUAUAAAUGUAUUUGUUAUACUCACCAUAUUUUAUAUGACAUAGUAUUUGCCCCUCUAUUUUUGCUAUCCUUCCAGAUAUAUUAGUUAUUGCUAUGGCAAAAUCAAAUGAAAAUGACCUUAUUGUAAGAGUUAAUGCCAGAUAUAUAUGUAAAGAGGUCAUCUUUUAAAGGAAAUCUAUUUUGUAGGAGACAAUGAUUUUCAUACAUUUUUGAUAUGAUGUAUUAUGUAUGGACUGUUUGAUAGUAUAUAACAGGUAAAACAUUUUUGAAGAGAUGGAAUACCAAUACCUAGUCUUAUGUUGCACACUUGGAUAAGUACAACUUUGUGUUCAUGAUAUUUCUGCUCAGAAUAAAGGUUUUAAAAUUUU
Molecule: messenger RNA, 2398 nt
Organism: Penaeus indicus
Lineage: Eukaryota; Metazoa; Arthropoda; Malacostraca; Decapoda; Penaeidae
Gene: ZC3H3
Exons: 7
Coding region: 1-1965 (654 amino acids)
Cellular component (GO): nucleus
Molecular function (GO): metal ion binding
Source: RefSeq, a predicted model, not a curated record